Messenger RNA from Pieris brassicae (large cabbage white), 1395 nucleotides. RefSeq lists its product as uncharacterized. The transcript is spliced from 7 exons. NCBI's taxonomy places the organism in Eukaryota, Metazoa, Arthropoda, Insecta, Lepidoptera, Pieridae. The record is from RefSeq and is a predicted model, not a curated record. The coding region runs from base 61 to 1005 and encodes 314 amino acids.
UGCGCAGGCGAACACCUUACUGUAUUGACUAGUGUUUUGUGUGUGCAUACAGAAACCAAAAUGCUGAAAAUCGGAACUUUUUUGACUUUCGCUGUGGCUUUAAGCAGCGCAGUCCCAACGAACAUCUUGGAACUGGACUUGACGCCUGAAGAGGCCCAGAAGUAUCUCAACAGUCCACCCUUCACAGAGCCCAAGCUCGCUGGACGUACUGCUGUUCUACCUUUGAUCAAAUACAAUGACGCAAGGUUUCGUUCAGCCGAGGCAGGACCAACACUAGGGCAUUACUGGAAGAACGGACAUGAAAUUGAGAAUCCUGAUGACUAUGUUGAGGAGGUAUACGACGCAUCUCAAUUCCAUGGCCAAGACGGUUUAGGCGCAUACGCAUAUGGCUACGAGACCCCUGAAUCAUCGAAAGUAGAGAACAAAGUAAGAUCCGGUGACGUCUCCGGAUCAUACACAUACCGCGCAGGCAACACCAACGAUUUGAUCAAGGUCCGCUACUGGGCUGACAGCCAAGGCUUCCACCAAGAAGACAACAUUCCCAAAGUGGUCUUGCAACCAGUGCAGGAAGCUGAAGAUGUACGUCAAGCUCGUCUUGCCCACGAGAAGGCUUGGCAAGAAGCCGCAGCUGCCGCGAGGGUGCAACCCGACCCUCAGUAUGUCCACAGACUGUUACGAGGUGAAUACAACCCCCAAAUCGACUACCAACCAGCCGCGUCAGAGCAGCAAGGAGCGUAUGCUGCACCUAGCCAGGUAACCCAGGCCCGUGAAGGCAAGGCGUACUAUGGAUCGCAGGGCUCAUACCAGCCUGGUCAGGCCUACCCUACUCCUCUUCCUGAAAGGCUCGAAGAACCGGAACCUACCGGUCCACCCCGUGGCUUCUUCUACGCCUUCAACUACCCAACAUCAAUCCUCGUUGCAAAGAAGGAUCAAGCAGGUGCCCCAAUCAACCCAGGAUACCCAAUUGAUCAAGACUCAGUGUCUAUCCAAGCUAAACAUUAUUAGAUUUAAAUAUUAAAUUAUAUUUUAUUGUUUCAUACUAGCUGGCUUCAUUUUGAAGCAUAAAAAUAUAUGUUAUUCCGUCCGUUAAAUAUAGAUGUAUUUUUUAGGUAUACCAUAAGUACUUUUAAACUGGAAGUAAAUAACUUGCCAGCUAUUUAUUGACACUCGUAUGAUGUUCGAUAAAUAUGACAAUGUUGCCAUUUUAGUGAAGUAGGUUAAGUUAGGGCCAGUUUCAUAAUGUAGGCCAUAGAAAGUCUAUAUUUUAUAGUAUAUUUGUUUUGGCUUGGUUCGAAAGUAUAACGCGUAUUUUUUUAUAUGUCUGUUAAACUCUUGAACCCUGUCUUAGUUACCACGUGCCACUGUAUCGAUAUUAAUAAAGUUAUAUGCAAUAAA